Molecule: messenger RNA, 1811 nt
Organism: Stegodyphus dumicola
Lineage: Eukaryota; Metazoa; Arthropoda; Arachnida; Araneae; Eresidae
Source: RefSeq, a predicted model, not a curated record
UUGGAUAAGCUCCACAUGUCCAAAUUUGAAGUAAUAGGCUGUAGCGCGUUACGACGGGUUGAGAAAACGUUGUGCAAUGUGAAAUCAUCUAUAAAUGCAAAAAAUCUUGGAACUGAAUUUAAUUAUUAGUACAGCAACAAUCGGAUUAUCAUCAUCAGUAAUACGGCUAGGAAGUAGGUCACUGAGAACAUCCAUGGCUCCAUCUCAUAUUUUUCAAGAUCCUUGCUUUUGGCAACAUUUUCAGCGUCAAGUUAAAUCAAAGGCUUGGAAAUGCAAUUUUUCGCCUGAGAUUUUAAUUGAAAAUAUAGAUAAAGACUCAGCUCUUUACAAAGAUGACACCAUCCUGAAGAAAAGAAGGCAAGGACUCCAAAAAUGGAUUAAGAAUGACACUCAGUGGAUAAAAGUCAUCCUUGGAACUUGCAAAGAAAUAGCUAAUGGAGAAUUUGGUCACUAUUCUCAAACAUUAAAGAAAUUUCAUAUUUUGGAUGCUUUCAGGGAUUUUGUAGAUCACCUUAAUUGGUUUUAUAUAGUCGCAGCAAUAAUGGCUGAUAAAGGUCAAGAAGUACAUCCAAUUAGCCAGAACUCUUCCGAAGUACAUGAUAUUGACAAAUUAGACCCGAUAAUGCUGAUUGGCUAUUCAGAAAAAUUCGAAGAUGAUGCAGCUACUUCUGUUUGGAAUACAUGUGUCUACAGGCAUGUACAUUUUAACCCACAUCAUCAGGCUCAUAGUUUAUGGCAUGAAGAAUCCCAGGAGAAAGAGACGCAAGUUUUAAGAACUGAAGCACUUCGCGAAAUGGUUUGUGAUAAAGUCUCCAGGAACGUUCAAAAGACUCUUAUUGGCGAAAUCAGUGAUAAAAUGUGGAAAGUAGAUUUAACAUUUUUCAACGGAUUACCACAAGAAUGGAUAGAUUUAGCAGUGAAAAUGAUGGAUAAUCUGUCAUAAAAAUGUUCUUUGCCUGAUGUGUUGUAAAAUGUAAUUAAGUGAUUUCUUUUUAGAUAUGUCUGAAGUCUGAAGCCACUAUCAGUGUUUUAAAUACAGCAAUACACAUUUGUCUCAGGUCCGCAAUAUAUAAAAUAUAACAAAAUAUGACAUACAUGUUGUAUAAUAUAUAUAAUAUUAUAUAUAUAUAUUUAACAAAAAUAUGAAAUCAGUUCAGAAUAACUGCCAAAAUACAAAUAAAGUAUAUAAUUGAAUUAUUAUGUUUUUAUUAAUGUUUAUACGAAAGUCUUCAUUUAUUUAAUUAAAGAUUUCGAUUUUCUUUCAUUAUUUCCGUUUGCUCAUAUUAGAAUAUUUUUAAUUUAUAAUCGCUUGUAACUUGUAUUAAAGAUAUGAUUUGACUUCGAUAUUCUUGUUAAAUGCAACAAUUUGUUUUGCUUGUGUAUCAGAAUGUCCUCAUAAAAGAACUAGAUGAUGUAAUAAUGUCAUUAAAUUUACUCUAAAGUAUUGAAGGAAAUAAACUUAGAUAUUUUAAAAUAAAUGCUCUUGUGUAUUUAAAUAAUCUGACUAAUAUUCUACGUGUCUGAACCGUUCGACUGCUACGCGGCGCAAAAGCGCUGCGUUCAUUUGUCUCGAAAACCAAGCGCUGCGAGUUUCAGUGUGUCUUUAUUGCUUUAUAAUACGAAAGGAAUUAUUAAAAUUGAUUGAUAUUUGUCUAAAUGAGAGUAUUUUAUUUGACAACAUCAAGUCAAAAUAUGUCCGCAGUUUUCGUGCGUUCUUGCAAGAAUUGCUUAGCAGUCAAACGGUUAAAACAUGUUUUCGUGCAUUGUUUAACUAUUGUCAAUAAAUGCAAUAAAUUUAUUUUUAUAUUCUG